AUGUUGGAAUACCUGAGCUACAAGAAGUUCAAAAAGUACAAGACAGAGAAGGAGGCAAAAGAGGCGGCAGCAGCAGAAGGCGAGGUGGAACACAACAACGGUUCGCCAGCACCAUUACCAUCACCAGGCAAGCUUCACCCAGACUCGCGACCAUCAGCCACAAGGCGCCAAACGAGCUCGCAGUCCGUCUCGACAACAGCAAGCGCAGCGACAGGAGGCGGAGGCCCCGCGCCUCUCCUCAACCGCAAAGAUGAGGCCUUCUUCAGACGCAUCCUCGCCGACGCCAACGACGUCGACUCGGACGACGAGAGCGUCCGGCCCGCCCUGCCCCCGCGCAGCAAGACGCCAGAGUACAUCUGGGAGGACUCUGACGGGUCCCGGCGCACCGCCGCCGCCGCCGAGAAGCAGACGCCCAAGAAGGCCGCGACAGUAGCGGUAGACCCCAAAGACGCAAAUGCCUCGGGCAGCAGUUCCAAAAUUCCCAGCAAGAUCGCCUUCCUCUUCAACAAGGCCAAAGGAACCCUCGACGACAAGGACAAGCAGCUUGCCCCAACAAAGGCAAACGUCCCACCAAAGGAAGCCGCCCGCGAAGAAGACGACCUCUCCCGCGUGCUCGACGACCUCAACCUGUCAGCGCGCAACAACAAAGCCGUGCCCUUAUCCGCAGAAUCCUCCGAGCUCGUCUCCAAAUUCACCCUCGUCCUAAAGGACCUCGUCAACGGCGUGCCCACCGCCGCAGACGACCUCAAGGCCCUCGUCGAGGACCGCGACGGCACCCUCGCAAAGACGUUUGACAAGCUCCCCAACAGCAUGAAGAAGCUCGUCACCCAGCUCCCGGACAAGUUCACCGCCAGUUUGGGACCCGAGGUCCUCGCCGCCGCCGCGAAAGCACAGGGCGUCAACCACGCGGAAUUCGCCGCCGAGGAAGGCAUCAAGGGCGCCGCGAAGAAGAUGUUCACGCCCACGAGCCUCGCGGACCUUGUUACCAAGCCGGGCGCCGUCGUGGGCAUGCUCAAGGCCAUCGUCAACGCUCUCAAGCUGCGCUGGCCGGCCUUUAUCGGCGCAAACGUCAUCUGGAGCGUUUCCAUCUUCCUCCUCCUCUUCGUCCUUUGGUACUGCCACAAGCGCGGCCGCGAAGAACGCAUCAAGCGCGAAAACGCGCCCGAAAUCAUCGACGGCUCCGGCCGCAUCGAAGAACUCCCCGAUGACCCGGCCCUCAUGGCGGGUCCCUCCCGCUCGCGCACCGAGCCGGUGGUGCGGUCAUCAGAUCGUCCGCGCAGCCAGCGCAGCGAACGCAGCCGGCGGAGCGGCCGACACAGCUCCGGACGGACGACGCCUCAGCGACGGGCGUCGCCGGGCCCCGAUUCCCCUAGACGGAGGUCGACAAGGAAGUAA
Colletotrichum paranaense is the source of this 1395-nucleotide messenger RNA. RefSeq lists its product as uncharacterized. The record is from RefSeq and is a predicted model, not a curated record. The transcript has 2 exons. NCBI's taxonomy places the organism in Eukaryota, Fungi, Ascomycota, Sordariomycetes, Glomerellales, Glomerellaceae. Bases 1 to 1395 code for a protein of 464 amino acids.